Messenger RNA from Tuber melanosporum (Perigord truffle), 2421 nucleotides. RefSeq lists its product as uncharacterized. Gene Ontology annotation, cellular component: site of double-strand break. The coding region runs from base 260 to 1885 and encodes 541 amino acids. The record is from RefSeq and is a predicted model, not a curated record. The transcript is spliced from 6 exons. NCBI's taxonomy places the organism in Eukaryota, Fungi, Ascomycota, Pezizomycetes, Pezizales, Tuberaceae.
AACAUACGAAGCAGAAGGGGAGAUAAUAUCAUAAUAUCAUAUGAUAUCACAAGAUUCCCGAAUGAAUAACCCCACCGAAGCGCUAUGAUAACAGGGUUAAUACAGUGAUUACGAUUACCAUAGGUUAACUCGCACCAACCAGAAGAAGUUGAAGGAAAUACUUAACCGCCACACACCCCCGCUGCACAGGGCAGUUAUCACGCAGGAGCGAAGCAGAGGGACAGACACACAGAGUCCCCGUCCUUCACCAACAGAAGGAAUGCAUUCCGCCAGUGCCCGUCCGUCAACGCCUACUCCACUACCGGGAGCCAGGCGCACUACGUCGUCACUAUCCUCACAACUAGCCGCCUCACUUCCACCAUCUCACCCAGCAAUAGCUCCCCCCGCCUCCGCUGCCCACGCCGACAAGAAGCUCUUGGAGAGCCAAACCAACCGGAUGACCACAGCGGCGGUGGCAGGAACAGCUUCUGCACCCUUUACUCCUAGACGAUUAAAUUUUCCUGGACGAUUAUCCCUGCAGAUGCCCUCCCGUGGGCCUUUAUCUCCGGUCUUGGACCCUGCGCUUGGUUACUCGGUUGCGAGGAGGCCUAGGCUUGACUUUGCUCGGGCUUGUACCUCCCUCCACCAUUCCACCCUCGCCGAGCAACCGUCUCCAGACUCCUCACCACUUAACCACACCUGCUUCCCAAUCCCACGGAACAAUAGCAAUCACAACAAAGGCUCCGACUCACCCAUAGCAAGCCAUCAUGGUGGCCAUCAUUCCUCGUCCCAUGCGUCAUCGUUGGGGUCUACCUGCAUGCUGGACUACGCACCUAGCGUCGACGGCAGUGGUUCCUCAUCCGACGAGGAUUUGGACGUCGAUCUAGACUUUGAAUUCAACACGCCUACCACGCCUGCCAUGUCGAAUAACGAAUCUGCCGCCUCUAUUUCCUUGAGGAAUCACCAGAAGGCGAGGUUGGGUGCUCGUGGUAGGAGUAGACAUAGCUCGAAUUCCUCUGCUAGCGCUAGUAAUAGUAGUUUGGCGAGCCCCUCACCCACCACCCCGCCAGUGCAGCUGGGGAGUGCGUUUACGGGAGGAUAUUUUGGGAGGCCGCAGGGGGAGGGGGGGGGCAGGAGGAAGGAGAGUCUUAGUCAGGUUCUGAGGAGUUCUUUCAAGAUUGGGAAACCGGGCGGUGGGGGAGGCGGGGGUGGAAGUAUGGGGCUUUUUGGCGGGACCGCGAGUGAGGACGAGAAGGAUAGACCGGACCCUAUUAGGAGGCCAGUGUCCAGGCGUGGAUCUUUACUGCCCAAGACAAAGAAUUUCCAACGCAUCAAAGCUGCACUCAUCGAAGAAGCUUCGCCACUCGAUAUGGAAGUGAAGAGGGAAGCUGAAAUAACUCGUCAAAUUCGUGACGAAGAAGACAAUUCGCCUCCCCCGGGCCCUGCAAAUACUCAAGAUGCAGAAUUAUCCGACAUCCGUGAGGAAGACGAAGGCAUGAGUUAUGGAGACAGCAAUAAAGGGAUUGGUAUCAGCUUCUCCAAGCAAGCCCAAAGACACGGAGGCUUCUGGUUCGGAGACCAAAUGGAGGGACUGGGUGGCAGCCCUCCUACAUUCCCUGGUCUCAGAAUGUCCACUGACGGCGACAUAAUGAUGAAUUCCGAAUCCGUCGUAAACUCACCCGUCGCCAACAUGCCAGCAGAAAUGCGCCGGGCAAAGCGUAGGAGAACCCAAGAUGAGCGUUUUGAGCCCAAUGUUUUCAAAAGAAGGGCCGUGUCACCGGGCCUCUCUGGCAGUCCCAUACUCGCGGCGUCUCCGCCCCUUGGCGGAGGAGGUGGGGGAAAGAGGUUGAACUUUCAGGGCAUGAGUGAUACCCACGAUGCAAUUAUGAAGAUGAGUCUUCAGUAGGACGAUUCAUGAAUUUCCCAUUUCUCCUAUCAUAGCCUCUCUAUGUCUCUAUUCAGCGUAGCAUCAGCCAGCCUGUUUACUUACCUCUCAUGGGUUGGAUAGGAGAGAGUGUUCUUUUUUUUACCCCCUUGUUUGCUUGUUACUUCCCACUUCAUGUGUGUAGUCUUUUUUCCUCCCUUUUUUCCUUACAGUAAAUCACCACCGUUAGGGAUUGGGAGUUUUCUUCUUUUUUCCUUUUUUUCCCCCCCCUUUCUCUUCUCUCCAGUGCUUUUUCUCUCGGGAGAAUUUCAUGUCUUGUAUUCCUUAUUUUUUCCUCCCUCUUGAGUAGAUGCGUGGGUUAGGGUGGGACGGCGGAGUUUUCCUACUGGUAUUGCAUUAUAAUAACUUAUGCGGUACGAUGCGAUGCUGUCACGGUAGCAGCCGCUAUGUGUAACUCGGUAGAUGGGAGUCUUAUGAAAACAGAGAAAAUAUCGUACUGUACAUAAACUUGAACACCGUACUGUACCCGUCCAAUCGAAGUCACAAUUUUCAUCAAA